AUGUCUUAUAUCGAGGAUGGUAGGAGAAGCGUCGCCAAGUUGUUGCACGGUGUUACCAGAUAUGGCUCUAGAGGGUACUUCAUUAAGCCAACUAUUUUUUACGGAUACUACAGAAGACAUGAAGAUUGUGCAAGAGGAGAUUUUUGGGCCGGAGUGGCAAUCUCCAAAUUCAGCACUGAGGACGAUGUGGUUAAGAAAUGCAACGACACUCAGUAUGGUUUAGCCGCCGUGCUGUUUACUGAGAACGUGAGACAUGCGCACAUCGUCGCACGCAAGCUUUAG
Molecule: messenger RNA, 282 nt
Organism: Rhinocladiella mackenziei CBS 650.93
Lineage: Eukaryota; Fungi; Ascomycota; Eurotiomycetes; Chaetothyriales; Herpotrichiellaceae
Exons: 2
Coding region: 1-282 (93 amino acids)
Molecular function (GO): aldehyde dehydrogenase (NAD+) activity
Source: RefSeq, a predicted model, not a curated record